AUGAAGCAAGCCGUGGAGAGAGCUGCGCACUGUUGUCGUCGCAAGUGCGGUAUUGGCGAACGGAAGAGUAAAAAGCUUUGGCUAGACUGCGAGGCCCAAGACCUUGUCUGGCAGGUCAUUGACGAUGCUCCCGAGCCGCCUCACACCACCGUCCCCGUUGGUGCUACCCCGACCAUCGUUCCUUACGAUGCCAACGCUGCUGCCGCCAGUGUCGUCGCCGAGGUCAAGGCCAGCCCGCUUCCUCAGGAGACUGCGCCUGUCAAGUCGGAGAAGAAGCGUCUCGUUGAGCGCUCCGCUUGCGAGAUUCAGCCCGUCGGAUACGGCCCCGUCUCGAACCCCGACACUUCGGCCGCUUUCCUGAGCGACACAGAUCUCUCGUCGGCUGCCAACAAUGCUGCCACUCCCUCUGGUUACUUCAACACCUUCAAGAACCUGCAGGGAUCUAGCAGCGCCUAUGGCUACAUGGGUUACACUACCCUCACUAGCUACGACACUCAGGCUUGCGCUUCCAAGUGCGAUGCCAUCAACGGCUGUGUUGCUUUCAACAUCUACUUCGAGCGUGAUCCCUCUGUUGAACCCGCCGAUGCCUGCCCCAACCCGGCUAGCACCAAUGUCAUCAAGUGUGUCUUCUGGGGUGGUCCCGUCUACGAGAACACCGCGACCAACCGCGGCCAAUGGCGCAACCAGUUCGAGGUUGUGAUUGCCGGAUCCAACGGCUACGUUGCCCAGCGUGCCGAUGACCAGGCCGGUUACAGCUCCGCCGUCUACUUGGGAGAUAACUCCAUCAACGCUCCCCUCGACUGCGCUGGAUACGACACUUUCCUGGGUUCCAAGAUCUUCACCGACGGCCCCUUCGAUCCUAAGCUCUGCGCUGCUGCUUGUACCGCUCAGUCCGAGUACAACGUUGCUCACCCUCCCGCGAACGCCCCUGCUCAGACUUGCCAGUUCUUCAACACCUUCUUCGUCUUGAAGAAUGGAGUUCCCGAGGGACAGUACUGCUCCUUGUACUCCAAGUCCUGGGACAACAGCUAUGCCGUCAACAACGGCCAAUGGCGCGGCAGUGACCACUACACUAUCUCUUACAGCUUCUCCUACACCAACGCCACGGAUGCCGGCAAGCCCAGAAUCCCCUGCGCCGUCGCCAGUGCCAGCUCUGCCAUUGUCACCUCCAGCCUUCAGCCUUACUGCUCUUCUCUCCUCGGCUACACGACCCCGGUCACCACCGCCACAGAGACUGACUUCACUACCAUCCCUGCCACCACGGUCGUCUCGACUGUCACUCCCUUGACCACUUCUUACAGCACCACCACCCAGCUGGUUGCCGUCACCAAGCAUCUCAAGCGUGACCUGCCUCCCCGUCCCACCACUACUUGCCUCCACGAUGAUCCCACUCCCCUCGACCACUCCAUCAAGGUCAGACGUGGUCUCUGGGCCCGCGAUGAGCCUCUCGUCAACGGUACCAAGGAUGAUGACGGAAACUUCGUCGAUGUUGUUGCCCUUCCCGAUGUCACUCCUUCCAACACCACCACUCUUAGAAAGGCUCGCCGCGAUGGUACCCCCGCUGGUCUUUCCGGAUUCUCUGCCGAUGUCGUCUCUUCUGCUUGCUCUCUGCUCGCCACCCCCUACGCCCUGUCCGACGAUGCCACCCACAUGACCGACAACUGGUACAAGCAGGGCAGCCGUGAGACUUUCAUUGUGGCCGCAGACGGCAGCCUCUACUCUGUCACUCACAACGCCUACUACUACAUCGACACUUCGUCCACUUACAGCUUGCUCUACUGGUCCAACAACAAGAGCAGCGCCAUGAAGAUCUUCUCCUACACCACUCUCGCCAACGGCAACUCCCAGGUCUUCAUGAAGUCCAAUGGCAAGGCCUACCAGUUCUGCAUCCGCCAGGCGAGCAAGGUCGGCGACGGCAACACUGGCUCUGGCCAGCACAUCUACGCCUUCUCCGGCGCGACUGCACCUCUCAGCUACUGCACUAUCAUUGAUUUGAUCAUUAUCCCUGCAUAA
Molecule: messenger RNA, 2013 nt
Organism: Colletotrichum lupini
Lineage: Eukaryota; Fungi; Ascomycota; Sordariomycetes; Glomerellales; Glomerellaceae
Exons: 5
Coding region: 1-2013 (670 amino acids)
Source: RefSeq, a predicted model, not a curated record